UUAUGUGGGACAAAAUUGAAUCCCCAAAUCAAAAUCCCGAAGCCGAGCAUCUUCCGCCAUGGCCGAAACCGAGCAAUCGCCACCAAAUGCCACCGCCGCCGCCGACAAAUUCCCCAACGUUUCCUUCAGCAUCUGGCCACCGACCGAGCGCACGCGCGAGGCCGUGAAGAACCGCCUAAUUGAAACCCUCUCUUCCCCUUCCAUUCUCUCCAAGCGAUACGGCACCGUUUCGCGCGAAGAGGCGGUCGAGGCCUCCAAGCUCAUCGAGCAGGAGGCGUUCGAGGUCGCCGGAAAUGCGGUGUCCGCUGAUGACGACGGGAUCGAGAUUUUGCAGGUCUAUUCCAAGGAAAUUAGCAAGCGGAUGCUCGACACCGUGAAGGCCAGAUCUGGAGAGUCGGCGGCUGCUCCGGAGCCUGCGCCGGCGACCGACGAGCCGCACAAGGCGGAGGAGGAGGACGCGGGGUCAUCCGCGCCGCCGCAGAGCGAGAAAACCGAGUCUGUUGCCGAUGAUGAAUGAGUAACUGAAAUGUUAUUUAGAUUUUCGCUUUAAUUUCUAUUUUUUCGCUAGUGAUAUCAUGCCGAUGUUUUGUUAUGAUGAGAUUGGGGAUCUACUUGGUAUACUGUUACUGUUAUGUAAUGUGGAUGCUUUGUUCUAUAUAUAUAUUAGGUUAUUUAGCUCUUUA
This is a messenger RNA of Salvia hispanica, 683 nucleotides long. RefSeq names its product MFP1 attachment factor 1-like. Gene Ontology annotation, biological process: mitotic cell cycle; lateral root development. Lineage: Eukaryota; Viridiplantae; Streptophyta; Magnoliopsida; Lamiales; Lamiaceae. The record is from RefSeq and is a predicted model, not a curated record.